Messenger RNA from Portunus trituberculatus (swimming crab), 1874 nucleotides. It is a transcript of the gene THG, whose product is annotated as tRNA(His) guanylyltransferase 2-like. The transcript is spliced from 2 exons. The coding region runs from base 85 to 1767 and encodes 560 amino acids. Gene Ontology annotation, molecular function: tRNA guanylyltransferase activity; magnesium ion binding. Gene Ontology annotation, biological process: tRNA modification. Lineage: Eukaryota; Metazoa; Arthropoda; Malacostraca; Decapoda; Portunidae. The record is from RefSeq and is a predicted model, not a curated record.
GUGAAUGUGUGUGUGUGUGUGUGUGUGUAAACAAAGGCCAGAAUGGAGUAGACUGGUGUGCUGGGUGGCAUUUGUGUGAUACCUAUGAUUCCAGUUUUGUCAAGAACUGUACUCCAGAGAUCCUGCCUCGCCACACUCAGGAAGAUCCAUACAAACGUGUACCCAAUGGCUCACAGCAAGUUUGAGUAUGUGAAGUCCUUUGAAGAGGAAGGGCAGCUGGAUCCACAGCACUGGAUUAUAAUUCGACUUAGACUGAAAAAUGUUGAAGAACUUUAUGAUUUGCAUGAGUUAGAACAACCCAAUGACUGCAGUCUCACCAGCUUGUUGCAGGCAGCUGUGGAUGUUGUUAUGCAGGACUUCAAAGAGAUAGUCCUCUGUUACAGUUUUUCUCAAGAGUUUAAUUUUGUGUUUGCAAAGAAUACAACACUGUACAGGAGAAGAGGACCAAAGCUCUUAACCAAUGUGUGUAGCCUUUUGUCCUCUGCCUUUGUGCACAAAUGGCCAUAUUACAUUCAGUCUUCAGCACUAAUCUUUCCUCCAGUGAUAGAUGGUGCUGUUCACUUACUGCCAGAUGACCAGAGUUUAAGGGACUACAUGACCAAACAGCAAAAUGUCUGCCACCAUCAAAACUUGUAUAAAACAGCAUUUUGGGGACUUGUCACCAAAAGGGGAAUGUUGCCAGGAGAGGCCACAGAAACUUUGAAAGGAGCAAAUGAAGGAACAUUGAAUGAACUUUUGUUUACAAGAUGCAACACAAAUUAUAAUAAAGAAGAAGAUGUGUUUAAGAAGGGAAGUAUUGCUCUGCGUAAAAAGGUGCAGAAAACCGUCACUGCUCAGAAUGGCUCCAUCAUUCAGAGAUCUCAGAGCACUGUCACUGUGAUGCAUGCAGAUCUCACCAAAGACAGCUUCUGGAGUGAUGUUUUAGUGUUAGAUCAACCCACUGAGCUGAAUGCCAAAUUGAAUUAUUUGAAGCACUUUGAGAAGAAAGAAACAUUGUUACCUCACACAUGGAUGGUGGUGAGAAUUGAUGGGAAAGCAUUUCACAAUUUUUCAGAAAAGCAUUAUUUCAAAAAACCUAAUGACCUGAGAUCAAUUGAGCUGAUGAAUAAGGCAGCUUUUUCAGUAAUGAAGGAGUUUCCUGACAUCAUCUUUUCUUAUGGUCAAAGUGAUGAGUACUCAUUUGUUAUCCAUAGAUACUCAAAGAUGUGUGACCGCCAAGGAGGCAGAAUCAUCUCCAGCAUUGUCAGCUUGUUUGCUGGUGUUUAUGUGUAUCACUGGCAGAGCAUGUUUGAGGACGUCAAGCUGCACUAUUGUCCGGCCUUUGAUGCUCGGGUUGUGCUGUAUCCAAAUAAUUCUUGCUUGAGGGACUACAUCAGUUGGCGUCAGGCAGACUGUCACAUCAAUAACAUGUACAACACUUGUUUCUGGACCUUAGUACAACAGGGACAAUGUUCCAGACAGAAUGCUGAAGAAAUAUUGUGUGGAACAUUCUCUAAAGACAAGAGAUCUAUCCUCAUUAAUAGAUUUAACCAGAAUUAUGAUGAUGAAGAUGCCAUUUUCAGAAAGGGAACUGUCAUGUAUCAAAAAAUGGUUAGUGAAGAGUCAGGUAGGUCUCGUGGUGAGCUACCAGAGAAUAAUCAGGCAGAGGAAGGGUGCAGAGGUAUUGUUGUUGGCCAUUUUGAUGUUAUUAAGGAUGAAUUCUGGAGAGAGAGACCAUGGCUACUUGGAGAAGAGCGGAAUGCCACAACACUAGAUGACUUUGACUGAGUUGUUAUUGUUAUUGUUAAUGUUGCAAAGUUAUAAAGUAGAUGUACAUCAGUAAAUUUUUUAUACCACAUGGUUGAUUCUUUUUAUAUUAAAAACAUUAUUUGGCU